UCUCUCUCUCUGUGUGUCCCCAGCAAAUGGACCAUGCAGUGUAUACAUUUGAGCAGAUUCUCCACCAGAGUCUGGAGUCUCAGGGUACAGAGGAGCUCUGUAAGGCCAUCCAGCGCUGCCAGGACAGAGUCAUUAAGAAAUUUGACUAUGACAGCAGCACAGUGAGGAAGCGAUUCUUCCGCGAGGCUCUGCUGCAGAUCUUCAUCCCCUAUAUGCUGAAGCAGCUCAGCCCGGCAUGCGGCUCGGUGAGUCCCAACCUGCAGGAUUAA
Messenger RNA from Notothenia coriiceps (black rockcod), 269 nucleotides. Its product is annotated as niban-like protein 1. Bases 27 to 269 code for a protein of 80 amino acids. Lineage: Eukaryota; Metazoa; Chordata; Actinopteri; Perciformes; Nototheniidae. The transcript is spliced from 2 exons. The record is from RefSeq and is a predicted model, not a curated record.